GACGUUGAUGUGUUUUGGCAGAAAAUCGAGAGACACCUUGCCGAGGAGGAGGCUUCUCGUUCCAUAAUGCAUAACAUCACAAAAGCUUUUAAAACUUCCAUCGCAAAUGUCAAUACCUCCGUUAAUAAUGUUGAUAACACGAUGCUCCAAUAUAAUAAAGAGCUUGAAGGUGAGAAGAGUGAUGGUUUAGGGAAAAGACGAAAUUUGGAAGAUCGUGAGGAGGGGCUUUCAAUAAAGAAACAACACAAAGAGGGAUGUAUUAUGUCAUCAGCAAGCUCGCCUCCACCAUGCUCGGUGUUAAUAGAUUCACCAGAAGACGGGGACCCAUCAGACGAUUAUAGAAUAAGAGAGGCUAAUGUGUCUCAAUUAUUUCGGAACUUCCAGAAUAAGUCAAUAUGGAUUGCAAAAAAUGGAGGUUUAUUUGUAGAGUCAAAUGUUCACGAAAUACUGUCGUUGUCAUCAAUUUUUUUGCUUACACCAAAUUCUCAUUCAAAAAUAAUCAUUGAUAUAUUUGGUUCCCGCUUGCUUGAUGAAAUACAUCAAAACGUAAUGCCAGUUCAGAACACAACACUAAAUUCAAAGUAUGAAUUAAAAUUUAGAGAGGCAAUCAAGAAAGUAAAAAAGUCGCGUGAAUGUGCCAUAGAUUGGUUCUAUACAGAACUUGCAAGUGAUCGAAAUUUGAGGAAAAGCUCGGGUUCUUUAAUUUUGAAAUGCCUGGAGACGUUACCUAGCGAGAAAAUUAGAAAUGAACCCAGCGAAAUAACAUACAUUACAAAUUAUAUAGACAACAUUAUGAAGAGUUUAUUUCAUAAUCCAGACAAACACAUCGUCCAGUGGCCUAACAAGGCUCUGAAUGAAAGCAAAUCAAGGAAGUACGAAGGCCGGACCAAGCAACCGGAUUUCGUGGUUUCAAUUAUAUAUCAGCUUCAAACAGAUUCAGUUAUAUUUGUUGGUGAAGUUAGUCCACCAUCACAAAGAAAUAAUGUGUACAAGAACUGCAAAGAUCUCAUUCAGCUUGGAGUUUUCAUGAAAGACUGUGUAGAUUCGGCAAUUGAUAAAGGCGCCGAUAUUAACGUGUUUGGUUUUCAUUGUGUUGAUCAUAUAAUCGACUUUUAUAUAAUAGAACUUAUCCAAGGAACAUAUUUCAUAGUUCAUAUUGGACAAGUUUCAGUUCCGGCAUCGAUGAAAGAGAUGCCAUCUUUUGUUGAUGAAUUAGAAUUGUUGCUAGGAAUACAAGAGAUUUUUCAAAAGUCCUUUGAUACCUUGUACGAUAAGCUCUGUAGUCCGAGUUCACCAUCAAAUAAUGCAAUAUUCAAACGUGAUACUCUUGGUUCGGACGUUUUUAGUAUAUGUACAAAUAGAGAUACUGCUUAA
Funneliformis mosseae is the source of this 1374-nucleotide messenger RNA. Lineage: Eukaryota; Fungi; Glomeromycota; Glomeromycetes; Glomerales; Glomeraceae. The record is from the annotation of a GenBank genome assembly.